Messenger RNA from Myotis brandtii (Brandt's bat), 411 nucleotides. RefSeq names its product 40S ribosomal protein S2. Lineage: Eukaryota; Metazoa; Chordata; Mammalia; Chiroptera; Vespertilionidae. The transcript is spliced from 2 exons. Gene Ontology annotation, biological process: translation. The coding region runs from base 1 to 411 and encodes 136 amino acids. The record is from RefSeq and is a predicted model, not a curated record. Gene Ontology annotation, cellular component: ribosome; cytosolic small ribosomal subunit. Gene Ontology annotation, molecular function: RNA binding; structural constituent of ribosome.
AUGAACGAGGACAAGGAGUGGGUCCCUGUCACCACGCUGGGUCACCUGCUUAAGAACAUGAAGAUCAAAUCCCUGGAGAAUAUCUGUCUCUUCUCUCUGCCCAUCAAAGAAUCUGAGAUCAUUGACUUUUUUCUGGGGACAUCUCUCAAGGAUGAGGUUUUGAAAAAUAUGCCCAUGCAAAAGCAGAUGCGCUGGCCAGAGGACCCGGUUCCAGUGCUCCAAGGAAGUAGCCACUGCUAUCCAAUUACUGGCAUCAUCUCAUCCCCUGUGCCCAAGAAGCUGCUGCUGAUGGCUGGUAUUGACGACUGCUGUACCUCGGCCAGGGGCUGCACUGCCACCCUGGGCAACUUCACCAAGACCACCUUUGUUGCUGUCUCUAAGACCUACAGCUAUCUCACCCCAGACUUCUGA